Molecule: messenger RNA, 4346 nt
Organism: Orbicella faveolata
Lineage: Eukaryota; Metazoa; Cnidaria; Anthozoa; Scleractinia; Merulinidae
Source: RefSeq, a predicted model, not a curated record
GUCAUUUCUCGCCAUGUUGUUUAUUUACGGUUGAGAAGAGUGCAGUAAACUUUCAAAGAUGCAAAGAACUGACUCUUUGAGAAAGUAUGGGAGAUGCAACGCCAAGGUUCGAUCGUGGUGGGGUACAAGCAAAUGUUAAUAACGGAAGAGAAGGAACUGCGACUAGUGAUGACCGACAUGACACAAACAGAUCAAGUUCAUCUAAUGGAGUUUGCCAUACACCCAUAUUUGAUGUCCCUGGGACAGCAACAUCUGGCAGAAGUUCAAUAGCAAGUAGUACUUUGACGCUGCCCAGAUCAGUUACCAGUGAUAAAGGAAGGGAUGCCAUAAUAAAUGAAUACUAUGAUGAAACAAAGCUGUUAACAGUGAUAGAAACCUGGAUAAAACAGCUGAUUGAACAAGAGGAAUUGCCUUACAACCCUUAUCCUGGUCUGGUUUGGCAGGCCAGAAGAUGUGCGGAGAGGUUUGGCAUGUUUGGAGAGGACAGCAGAACUGUUUCAGAGAAGAUAGAAAACCAAGUAUUCAGCAUUGGAAGUUUAGCAUCUCGCACGCAAGACAGUCCAGCUCGUUGGGGCCUAGCUACAAUACUACGAGUUGUCAACACAGAGGCACUUACCGUGUUUGACUGGCUGUUAUCAAGUAUGAACUCUGAUGUUACCACAGAUGACUCUGAAGAUUAUUCUUAUAUUAUACAGAAACCCUUUCCAGUUCUGUGUGGACCGUGUGUCUUUGUUGGAACUUUGUAUCCAGUGACCAGUGAAGAAAGCAUUGAUAUUAGGAUGGAAUAUGCUAUCAGUGGACCAGAGGAGAGUCGUGCUGCAGAAACAUUUUCCAAAGCAGUCUUAAGUGACAUCAUGAUGACAAAUGAUGCUGAAGUCCACAUUGUACUUGGUGUUUCCAUACCAGUAGAAGAUGUGAGACAUAGGGGUCAUUGGGUCAAGGAAUUUUGGACAUGCCAUAACAUUACAGAAAUACAGGAACAGUUUCUGGAUCUACUCAAAUCUGCUGCUGUUGCUCAGAAAGUUACUGAAACUCAGUGCAUGUUCAGGUUACAGCCAGAGAGUCGACUGUAUAGAAGAGGACGCAAACAGUACAACUUGAAUUUUAUAAGAACAGAAGGAGGAAGGUCAACAUCAGUUUCUUCAUAUCCUUAUCAAAGUGCAUAUGAGGGAGUCUUUACCAGUAGCUUCCACAUUAAAGAGUAUUUGGCUAGGUUUGCUGGUCGGGAACCAGGUCAAGACCUAAGUUUAGUCACUCCAGCAACUACAGCAAGAACUCAGACUCAGCGCACUGGAAGGUCAAGAAGGAACAGGGACUCUUCAAACUCUCAACUACGGUCAAGUGCAGUAACCAUGGCAACAAGUCAGGCUGGAUCGUCUAGUGCAAGUCAAGGGAAUUUGAAUAACCCAACAGUAGGGCCUUACAGUGAACAGUCCUUGAGUGCUAUAAAAUCAUACUUUAGUGACAGAAUCUUUGAGUUUGCCGAUGAGAUUGACUUCUUCAAAAUGCUCCACUUUGUAAUUCUUGUGGUCCUUCUGAACAGAGAGGAAUCUGAUGCUCAGGAAUCCCUUGUAGAGGCCUACAGGCUUCUGAAGAGCACAGCUUAUCAGCUCUAUCAUGUGAUGCAACAAAACCAUGUUCUUCAGGACCUUGUCACUUUCUUUGCAUCACGUGGGAUGGGGGCAUCAGAUGUUGUACAAGCACAUUUCCUGGCAUACAGGCAUUCCUUGGAAGAUUUUUUCAGCAAUUCCUUGCGGGAGAGGAGUAGGGAGAUGCUGGUUUAUGGCAAAGUAUUACUCAAGAUGCUGGAUGCCAUGACAGUUAUAAAUCCUCAUUUGGAAGGAAAUACCAGGACUGGUACCCUGCCACUUACUACUGAGGUUAACAGUGGAUUAGAGGUGAUAAACAGAUAUUGUGAAACAGUGUUUCUUGGGUUGACUGAUGAUGCUUUGUCUUGCUGUUCCUUUAUUGUGAAAUAUUUUCCCCCAGUGAAGAACGGCAAUUCUCUCAUCGUGCCGCAGAGCUUUAAACAUGGAGCUGAAAGGGGAGACAUAAUCAACCAAGGAAAACUGGCGUUAAUUGUGGCAGAACAAGCCAAAACUAUCGCUGCUCCCCCAACCAUCGCAGAAGAAACUGUCUUGCUGCAGUAUCUUGUAGACUCGAAGCUUGAUCAAGUGUUCCAUGAGUUCCUAGUUGACCUUGUGACGGAAGAGGAGUUCAUUCCAGCCAAUCCAUACCCCAGACUAACAACCGACCUCACAGUGGCAGCCAUGAGGAUGGAGUUAUUUGGAGAAAAGCGUCCAAAGCUGUUAUCCAAACUCGUGUCCGCUGUUCAACUGACUGACCCGGAAAACUUUGUCUGUCAUGUCCCUGGUAUUGAAGCUUACGGCUUGUCCAGUGCUAUAGCAGCAUUGGAUGGAAAAUAUUACAACAACUUGCGUGCCAGACUACACAGUCUCUCUAACAGAGUCAACACCAAGAUAACAGUGGCUGGCUUUUCUACUGUUGUUGACAUGGCUCUCUGUGGAUUUGCCCCUCUCUAUGGUCGCAUGACGCCAUAUUUACAUGAGAUAGACUUGGAGGAACAUUAUUUUAUUCAAGGUCCAAGUCACAGCAGAACAGAAGUCAUACUUCACUUUGCAAAGCUAGUUUACGACCAUCUGGUAGAUUUCAGUGAAAAAGAGGAUGUUCUCUUUCUUGGGUUUUUUCUUGGAGGAGAAACUCUGAGGCGCAGUCUUCAUGAUAUUGUUCCACCUCAGCGAAAGAAAGCUUUCAUGUCACAGUUGAUCUCCACUGUUGUAUCCAAACAGCCUCUGUUUUUGAAGGUUUAUGUGGCACUUGACUGGCGACUUGUCAUGGUAAAGAAGUCCUUCUGUCUUCAUUUUUUACCUGGACAGGACGUUGGUUAUGAGAGGUUUUACAAUGCCAGCAGCGAUCCUUUGGCUUUUUAUCAGAUUGUUUUCUCAAAGCAGGAUGUGGCAUUAUCAUACGCACGAUGCUGUGGACCCCAGGACCUCACGGACCCCUGCAAAGGAGAGAACCUUGUGCUAAGUUUAGUUCACGUGGAUCACUAUAUAGAGCGUGCUAAAGAGGAAGAGGACUUGAUAUCUGUUUACAGAUGGCUGAUGCUCAAGUCCCUUAUGAGUCAGCACAAGUCCUACUUAGUAGAGGCAUGGCGAAUGUUUCACAGCGUGGCUUCUCAGCUGGAGUAUCUGCGCACUUUAAAUAAAACCUUGCAGAGCUUGGUCAAUGAAGAACUCAGCAAAACAUUCAGACCUCUGUUGGACGGUGACGAGAGAACGUCCCUUCUUGACGUCGCUGCUUUAAAUACCAUGGCAACCGCGUAUGGUGACAAACUGGAGCGGGUGUUGUCCCGCGGGACGGCCCUUACACCAAGUGGACUUUUGCCGCGUUUACGAGAAAAAUUUCGCCAGGUGACUUUAAGAGAUCCGGUGUCUCGAACCUUAAGUUUGGUUAUCUCGUCAAAGACACCAAUCAUUCUACAAGAGAUCAAUGAAAUGCUACAGCCUUUAAUGGAUGCCGCUGCCCAUAAUGUUCACUUGGCAUGUCCCGAGAUCCAACGCGCGCUGAAGUCUGUGGAAGUCGACGUGUCGGGCCGAAAAUCCAGCUCGCUGGCUGAAAGCAGAAGUUAACAAACUGUUUUUCAGCGCAGAGCUUAACUUCGACUUCCAUUCCCUUACAAAUUGUCACGCAAGACUGCUCACAUUGUGUAUUAAGGAAUGAAGCGAUGCAUAAUAACUCAUGUAACAGCAGAAUGUUGUUCUGUACAAAUGUCCAACAAGUCCUUGCUAUGAGCAGCUAUGAGACAAUAGCCAACCUCGUUCCUUAAUAUACAAGGGGACUCUGUUAGUAUCUUGGUUAUUGCCAUGCUUCCUUUCGUGUAAAUACCGUCGGCUUUCAAAGACCUGAAGGUCAGGAAGAUAAUAAUAAAUAUGUUAUCACUAGACAAAAUAAUUGGGCUCUUACAAAGUGAAAUGUACGAUUUGCUUCACAAUAACGUAAUACAAACAUAAGAUAAGCUACUUUGACUUAAAUUAUUUUCUACACGUAACACUUCGUGCAAUUUUCGAAGCAUUCUCAUACAUUUCUUAUAAAUGGCUAAACUUGUAACGCAAUCGCCAACAGCCUAAUGCCACGUAUUAAUCGUAGUUAUGAGAAAUGUUUCCCUCUAGAUGGUCAAACCAGGCAGGCAAAAUCAUCCUCACAGCGGGUCAAUUUGCCCGAUGUCUGGCCCUUAAUAAAAGCCUUGAAACAUAAACUGCCCUGAAAUUACAUUUUUAUCAUUUAAACAGUGGAACAAUUAAAUAAUAUUAAUUAAGUGAGUC